Molecule: messenger RNA, 1772 nt
Organism: Anopheles maculipalpis
Lineage: Eukaryota; Metazoa; Arthropoda; Insecta; Diptera; Culicidae
Product: alkaline phosphatase 4-like
Exons: 3
Coding region: 28-1752 (574 amino acids)
Biological process (GO): dephosphorylation
Molecular function (GO): alkaline phosphatase activity
Source: RefSeq, a predicted model, not a curated record
CGUUCGGUAGUCUUGCAAACUAUUAUCAUGGCGUCGUGUUUGAGGUUUGCAACGUCUCGGUGCGUGUUAUUGCUGCUAAGUGGCCUAUUGUUCGUCCUAAUCUGUGAUAUUGAUCGUGCACAGGGUGCUUCCGUCUACAAAUCACCUAAUCUUGACGAUGCACGUUUUUGGCGACGGAAUGCUGAAUCUUACCUUAAGAAAGUUCUAAUGUACGACGAGAAUCGUCGUAUCACACCCUCGGUAGCGAAAAACGUUAUCAUCUUCGUGGGCGACGGUAUGGGAAUUGCAUCGCUAUCGACCGGUCGCAUCUUCAAGGGUCAGCGGGCUGGCCGCUCGGGUGAGGAAGAGCAGCUGAGCUUCGACAACUUCCCUAACACCGGUAUGUCGAAAACAUACAACACGGACCGACAAGUACCGGACUCGGCCGGUACUGCUACCGCCAUGUUCUCGGGCAUUAAAACAAAGUAUGGCGUACUUGGGGUGGAUUUCACCAUCACCGAGACGAAUCUGGAGGCAGCCAAAGUACCUUCAUUUAUGGAUUGGGCCCAGGCGGAAGGAAAGCGAACGGGCAUAGUAACCACGACGCGUGUUACGCAUGCGACACCCGCUGCCUGUUACGCUCACACCAUUAACCGAAACUACGAGUGUGGUGCAAAGAUUCCUGCUCAUCUGAAGAACCGCAUCAAGGACAUUGCACGCCAGAUGAUGGAGGAUGCCCCGGGAAAGAAUCUGAACGUUGUGCUUGGUGGUGGGCGAAACCAUUUCGGUGCAUCCAUGCCAUCACAUCUCAAGCCGGAGUACCAAUUUCAAGGCGCCAUGGAGAAGACGUGCAUUCGGACCGAUGGACGCAACCUGGUGGAGGAGUGGAAGCAGCGCUGGAACGGUACGAAAGCGGCCUACGCUUGGAAAACUUCUGAUCUGAGGGCAGUCGAACUAGACAAGGUAGAACACCUACUCGGUCUGUUUAAUGAUGAUCAUCUUAGCUACGAUUCGGUGCGUGAUCGAUCUCCAGACGGCGAACCUUCACUGAGUGAGAUGACUGAGGCAGCGAUCAAGGUGCUGCAGCGGCCAGAUUCGCCCGGAUUUGCGCUGAUGGUUGAAGGAGGUCGCAUCGAUCACGCACAUCAUCAGAACCAUGCACACCUCGCAUUGGCCGAGGUCGUUGAGCUGGACAAGGCGGUCGAAACUGCACUCAAUAUGGUCGAUCUAGACGAAACCCUCAUUAUUGUUACUGCCGACCAUUCUCAUGCGAUGACCUUUAACGGCUAUCCAGACCGAGGGAACGACAUCCUAGGUUUCGGUAAUCGACCCAACGCAACUCCGUACGAGACGAUUACCUACGCAAACGGACCCGGCUUCCUGCAACACCGUUGGAACUCCAGCAUACUGACGGAAGAGUCUACCGAUUGGGCGACCUGGGUUAAGUUGAACCAGCUUAACAGAAGUGAAGUCACCUACCGGCAUCUAUCCGCGUUCCCGCUGCCGGAUGAAACACAUGGUGGUGAAGAUGUGGCCGUGUUUGCUUCCGGUCCCGGUGCCAAUCUCGUUCGGGGUACGUUCGAGCAGAACUAUAUCGCGUACGUAAUGAGUUACGCCGGAUGUAUAGGCCCUGCCAAACGAUUGAACGUUGCCUGUGAUGACGACUUCCUCCGGGAGUUUACCAAAGCGUCCGGUGCGCAACGUACCGCCUGCAGUAUUGUGCUAGUCAUCGCCUUCUUGCAUGCCAUCGUAGGAUUAGUUAGGCGAUUUUAAUGUUUAAGUGUUAUUGUAAU